GCUCAUCACACUCUCACUGGCACUGUUCUACGUCUCCGCUUUGACCAUAAAUCAUCUGACUGUGCUAUAUAAUGGCUAGUAACCACGCUGAAGGCCGUCGCGAGGACGCGCUCACCAAGCAGCGCGCCCAAGCUCGCGAGGAGUUCGAACGGGCGAAGCAACAGCUCAUACACGAGACCGAGAAAUCUCGUCCUUCUUCCAACCGUUUCGUAGGCCAACAUGACUCUAUGGCAGAAGCUCUUCAGAAGAGUACGGUUGGUUUGGUCAAGCUCGAGGACUUCCAGAAAAGAAGGGCAGAGCUUGAGGAAGCAAAGGCUCGGGAGGCGGCAAGGACGGACGAGCUCAAGGAUGAGCAGAAGAAGGUGAAGAAGCGGAAGAAGGCCGCGAAAGCUACCCUCUCUUUCGCUCUCGACGACGAGGAAGAAGCUCCCGCUCCAUCGAAAAAGGCCAAGGCUGAGGCUGAUUCCUCCGUAACUCCUGCACCCGCAGACGGAGACGAGGACCAACCUGCCAAACGCACGAAGUUCAAGAAGAAUCCGACUGUCGAUACCUCAUUCCUUCCUGACCGUGAUCGCGAGGAGGCAGAUAGAAGAGAGAGAGAAGCUUUGAGGAAGGAGUGGCUGAAGAGGCAGGAGGAGAUGAAGCAGGAGGAAAUUGAGGUUGUCUACUCGUACUGGGAUGGAAGUGGUCACCGAAAGAGUGUCAUAUGCCGGAAAGGUGACGAUAUCAGCACGUUCUUAGAGAAGUGUAGGCAACAGUUCCCGGAACUGCGAAAUAUCAGUGUCGACAACCUCAUGUACAUCAAGGAAGAUCUCAUCAUCCCAGGCCACUACACGUUCUAUGACUUCAUCAUCAACAAGGCUCGCGGAAAGUCUGGCCCGCUCUUCAACUUCGAUGUGCACGACGACGUUCGUCUACUCGCUGAUGCAACGAAAGAGAAAGACGAGUCGCACGCGGGUAAAGUCGUCGAGCGAAGUUGGUAUCAGAGGAACAAGCAUAUCUUCCCGGCUUCUCGAUGGGAGGUGUUCGACCCAGAGAAGAAUUACGGAAAGUACACGAUCGCUUAAUGUAGUCUAUUUACUACGUAGCCAUGUACGGCCGCUUGAGUUUGUCGUUAUCGAGUAUUUUGCUGUUACAGUGCAUAUGGC
This is a messenger RNA of Stereum hirsutum FP-91666 SS1, 1148 nucleotides long. Its product is annotated as XAP5-domain-containing protein. The coding region runs from base 72 to 1067 and encodes 331 amino acids. Gene Ontology annotation, biological process: chromatin organization. Lineage: Eukaryota; Fungi; Basidiomycota; Agaricomycetes; Russulales; Stereaceae. The record is from RefSeq and is a predicted model, not a curated record. The transcript is spliced from 6 exons. Gene Ontology annotation, cellular component: nucleus.